AUGCAUCGGAUCCUGCAGAGGAGGCGAGUGCGCAAGCUGCGGGUCGUCUGGGCGUCUCUGGCCCUGGUGGCGCUGUCCCUGGCCGCGUGCAGCGCGCUGUUCACGGCGUGGACUUGGCGGCAGACGCGGGACCUGUCGCAGUCCUUUAAAGUCCUGCAAGACCGACUGGAGCAGGUCAACACGCAGAGGAAAGCCAUCGUGCAGCUCAUUCUGGAGAAGCGAGAGCUGCUUGUGGGCCAAAGAGUGAAAAGAGACGGGGGGACGGCACGAGGGAGGAAUGGAAACGGAAAGAAAGCAGCGUCUCAUUUCGAGAUUACCAAAGUCUCCUCUCAACAAGUUGGAGAGGGGGGUGUGAUAAAAGGUUGGGAGGAGAGGAUGCUGAAUAUGAGUAAAGCGGUGAGGUACAACAAGGAACAAGGCACCUUCACAGUGGAGAAAGCGGGGGUCUACUUCCUGUUUUGCCAGGUGUUGUUCAAUGAGCAGCAGUCUCAGUAUGUGAAGCUGGACGUGGUGACCAGUGGACAGAGGCCUCAGAAGCUGCAGUGCAUGGAGGGAUACGGGACGACCCCCUCCGCCGGACCACACCCUUUCCACUUCCUGAAGCCAUGCCAGGUGUCCGGCCUGCUGCGACUGGAUAGAGGCACAGAGCUGCAGGCCAUCACAGGCUCGUCCUUCAGACUCCAUACUGUGGGAAAUCCUUCAGCCUCCCCUCACAUAUUCAGCAUCUUUAAAGUUAACUGAAGCUUUUAGUCUCAUCCGGGACCAAAAAACUAACUUUUUACGCAGAUGACAUUCUUUUCUAUGUGGUAAAACACUCAUAAGCAAUGGGGACAUAAAAUCGUGCCACAGCCUCUUCCCAAAGACGUUAAUUUGAAAGACAGACCCAACAUUUGUGGAAGUUGUUGUGGAAUUUUUCUCCGGACAGCUGUGCUGUUUUGGACUGGAGAAAAACAGACUUCUGGAUUAAAACCAAGUCACAAAGUGGAAAAAAAAAUGCCUUUAUGAACGUCUGCAGAGAACAGAUGAUGGCUGGAAGCUGUUCUACAGAUAAAGACACAAUUGUAAAAAGAAAAUAGCCUUCUUAUCAAGUCAUAAAAUGUGCUUACACUCUCUUUAUAAGACUGAUAGUAAAGUUGCACUUUCCACUUUUUAUAUCACCACAGCCUCAAGAAACUCAAAGCUUCUGCAAGCGUCAGAUCCAGACACUAUUAACAGCCUACAUGAGUUGUCAGUGAUAUUUUAUACAGUGCAGCAUCUGUGUGUUUGAAUCAAGCAUUUUUUGUAUACUGAUUUUAUGAUCUCCACAUUACCAGUAAUGUGUGUGUGUGAGUGUGUGUUAUGUGUGUGUGUUCUGUGUGUGUCAAAGAAGUGUGACAUUACUCUAAGCCUUUUUCUUAAAGUACUCCGUAUGUGUACGUUUGGAGUAAAGAAUGGGUAUAUUUUGAAAAACAUGGAUGUGAAUUUGUGCUCUUUUGCUUGAAAUUUGAUUGUAAGGUAUUGCAUUGUAUAUUGUGUGCUUUAAUGAUGGAAAUUUGUUAUAGUCAGCAAAGCACACAUCUUUAAUUAUAGCUUUGUCUCUUUUUUCUGCCUUUGAUAGGCUAUGUUUUAUGGCCAAUAAUCACAAUCAGCAAAUUGUCUUGUAAAUAAUGAAAUCACUGUUCUUAUGGCCUUCAAAUGCUCUCCUAAGCUCUAGUGUGAAUUUAAAUUGAUUUUGAUUUUAAACUUGGAAAAAGUUACUAACUGAUCCAAAGAAAUAGUCACAGUUCUAGUGUAGUAAGACCAAGCUUUAUAACAGCCCAUAGAAAAAAAGCCAACAUGUUGUUCAUUUAGCUGCUGACUAACAUAUUAAUUCAAAGUUAAACAAAUAUUUUACUCAGUAGGACAAUGUUAAAACCAUGAGCUCUCUAAGGCUGAGUUGAACCCGUUGCUGCUUAACGCUAAAUGCUAACGUCAACAACCUAGCAUGAUCACAAAUCUAACAUGGUUUGUAAGGUUUGUUCCCCAGGUUAACAGUUUACAACUAUACUACCUCUCUGAGGUUGCAAUGAAGCCAAGGACUGCUUUGAGCUUAAUGCUAAUGUCAGCAAGCUGGCAUGACCGCAAAGCUAGCAUGCUAAUUUUUGCAGGUAAACUGUUAACCUGGCUAAUCUUUUAAAGGCAUUUUAGCCAAUCAACCAUAAACACCUAUACCCGAGGGUGGUGAGAGUGAUAAAAAGUCAUAAACAAAUUACAUUUACUGAAGUUUGAAAGAAAAAAACCUUUCAAAUGAUUGGGAAAUGAAAGGCAAGGUAACUGGGAUUGCUUCAGUGAAUUACAUGCAUGUCUAAAAGUUUUUUUGUCAAACAACAUAACUUUGCUAUGCCAGGGGACAUUGUUUGCUUGGUUUAAAAAUAACUAAGGAAUCCCAAUUUUUACCUUUGAUUUUUUUAAUCAGAUCGUUUAGUAGAUCUUAUGUGAAUAAUUUGUCCAAACCAACAACUUAUCUGAAAUAAUAUGGAAAGAAUAAAACCCCCAAUUUCUCUACUAUGUAAUGGUUACAUCUUGGAUUGAAGAUUGUUGCAUCUUUAAUUUUUAUGAUAUUUUGGAAACUCCUUUCAUUCGCUUGUAUUUUGCUGCUUCUGCUUUCUGUAAUAUUCUCCGCUACAAUGCAAACGUGUAUAUUUCUAGCAGUGGGUUAUGCACGCCCACUCUUGUUUAUAAGUAGUUUUUGUGGACGGACCACAUUGGUUUUCAGCUCAGCACUUUACUGAAGUGAACGUUGUGUUUUUAAUUGGAGCCAAACCUUCAUGUUUUCAGAUAAAAAAAAAAGUAUGAUUUUGAAGUUUAGACGUUUCCUCAUCGUUUUCCUCUUCCCUUUUGGUGUCCUUCAUGCUCACACACCAACCCCACACCCCCAUGCACCCCAAAUACCAGUGUCAGCACCGAUCAUACUGCACACCCACAUACACACACUCACUCUCCUGAGUGUCCUCUGCAUGCACAGGCACACACCAGCAGACAUCUAAAUGUUCACUUCCUGAAUCUGAACCUAAACCACACAGCUGAAGGCCUUUGAGGAAAAACAUGCCUUGUCCCUCCACAUACACACACAAGCACACACACACACACAAAUACACACAUAGUCUUGCACACUUCCCUGCCCUGAUUCCUAUUUUUGUAAAUGACUUUGUUAACACUUUGGAAAUUUGUGUGAAGCAUUGUGAAGUAGUUCUCUUAAAAAUGAUGAUGUAUGCAAUGGGUGGACAUUUCUUAUAUUCAUUUCCUCUCAUCCUGCUUCUCUUCAUGUUAAAUAAAAGUUAUUGGUUGGUUUUUUUGAAAAA
This is a messenger RNA of Labrus bergylta (ballan wrasse), 3320 nucleotides long. It is a transcript of the gene tnfsf12, whose product is annotated as TNF superfamily member 12. Gene Ontology annotation, molecular function: receptor ligand activity; tumor necrosis factor receptor binding. The record is from RefSeq and is a predicted model, not a curated record. Gene Ontology annotation, biological process: immune response. NCBI's taxonomy places the organism in Eukaryota, Metazoa, Chordata, Actinopteri, Labriformes, Labridae. Gene Ontology annotation, cellular component: membrane.